CUUAGUCUAUGGCCGCUUAUUGAUUGGUCGACGAGGAGAUGUAAAAAAUGGCUGCCUUGCCUUCUCCUACUCAGGUGGCAGGGACCCACAGCGCUAUAUACGAAGCAUACUAUCACCAGGUUGAUCCCAAUGGCGCGGGCACAAUCCAGGCCCUGGACGCUGCGCGCUUCCUCAAGAAGUCCCGCCUCAGUGAUGUGGUGCUCAGCAAGAUAUGGGACCUCUCCGACCCCACCGGCAAGGGAUACCUGGAUAAAGCGGGACUGUUCGUGGCACUGAAGCUGGUGGCGCUGGCGCAGGCCGGCAAGGACAUCAACAUGAGCAACAUACACUCCGAGGCACCGCCACCUAAAGUUGGCGAGCUCCCGAAGGUGCCGCCGAUGUCGGCGCCCCCGGGGCGGCCGGCGGCGCCGUCGCCCGCGCCGCUGCUGCCGCUGAGCGACUGGAGCAUGAAGCCCGCCGAGCGCGACAAGUACAGCCAGCUCUUCGACUCGCUGCAGCCCAACAACGGACUCAUCGCCGGGAAUAAGGUGAAAGGCAUGCUGAUGGAGUCGAAGCUGCCGAUAGAGACGCUCGGCAAGAUCUGGGACCUCGCUGACCAGGACAAGGAUGGCAUGCUCGACAGACAUGAGUUCAUGGUGGCGAUGCACCUAGUAUACAAGGCGCUAGAGAAGCACGCAGUCCCCACCACCCUGCCGCCCGAGCUGCGCGGCCCGGGCGGGCGGCCCGCGCGGCCUCCCUCGCGGCCUCCCUCGCGGCCCCCCAGCCGGCCUCCAUCACGCCCGCCCUCCCCCGCCACGCGGCCGCCGCCCCCGCGCCCGCAGCCGCCGCCGCAGCAGCCGCAGUCCAAUGCCUCGCUGUUGGAAGGAUUGCUGGACUUGUCUAGUCCCCCCACACAGACAGCACCGCCGAUGCCGGCCAUGCCCUCCAUCUCCCCCUCGCCCCUCUCCUCGUCCCUCCUCAACUCCACCCCGGCGCCAGUGGCGUCCGGCACGUGGGUGGUGACGGACGCGGAGAAGGCGGCAUUCGACGCGCAGUUCGCGGCCGCUGACACCGACCGAGAUGGCUACGUCUCCGGCAAUGAGAUUAAACACAUGUUCCUCGAUUCUGGCUUGCCGCAGCAGACGUUGGCUCAUAUAUGGGCGCUGUGCGACAUGGAGGGCGUGGGCAAGCUGUCGCGCGGACAGUUCGCGCUCGCCAUGUGGCUCGUGCAGCGAGCGCUGCGCGGGGUGCCGCCGCCGCCGCAGCUCUCCCGGGACAUGCUGCCGCCGCCGGACGAGAAGCCGACAGAACCAGCCCUGUCUCUAGGGCCGCAGCCGACACCGGAAAUGGAGGCGAUAGCGCGGGAGGUGGACGCGCUGGCGCGGGAACGCUUGGCGCUGGAGGCUGAGCUCGCAGCCAAGCAGAGAGACCUCACUGUCAAGACUGGGGAGGCGGAUAGCUUGCAGAGCGAGCUGGACACGUUAACGGCUACACUAAAACAGUUAGAAAACCAGAAAGGUGAAGCACAAAAGAGGUUAAAUGAUCUCAAAUCACAGGUAGAGAAACUCCGUUCGCAAGUAUCAGCACAAGAGGCGGCGGCGGCGGAGACGGAGGCGGAGGUGGCGGGGCGGCGCGCGGCGGCGCAGACGCUGCGCGAGAAGGAGCGCGCGCUGCAGGCCGACGUGGCGGAGGCGGAGGCCGAGGCCGAGGCCGUCACGGCGCAGCUGCGCCGCACUGUGCUCGCUGUUAGCCAGGCGAACAUAAAGAUCUCCCACCUAGAGGAGCAGCUCCGACUCAUCAGCGCAGCAGCAGAGACGCUGGCAGCGCCGGGAGUGGCGCCGGGCGACGUGCUGACGCUGCAGCCGCAGUACUCCGCCGAGCAUCUCGAGCGCCUCGUGCGGGGAGCUACACCCAAUGAUGCACUGGAGGACGAGCCGUUCGCUAAAAGCAACGGCUUCGCCAGCGGCGGCGGGUUCGAAUCUGAACCUUUCGCGGCGUUCCCGACCUCUACGCAGCCGCACGAUCCCUUCGCGCCCAACCACAACGCGCUGCCGCAACAGGACGGCUUCGGCUCGGACCCGUUCGCGUCGAGCGCGGAUCCUUUCGCAGGCGACGCCUUCACCGCACACGACAAUACCGCCGAGGUUAAUGACGAUGACCCGUUCGCGGUGCUGCACGCGCCGGCGCGCCGCACGCCGACGCCGGCGCUGCCGCCCAAGCGCCACAAGACGCCGCCGCCGCGCCCCGCGCCGCCAAGACCCAACCCGCCCGGGAAGACCGACCCCGCCCCCGCCAUGGACUUCGCCGACGAUCCCUUCAAGGACUACCGCUACGAGGACCCCUUCAACAUCGAGGACCCCUUCGCCGACCAGACCGACUCGCGCCGGCUAGACCCCUUCGGUGCUGCCCGACCCACCUCCGUCGCCGGCUUCGAGACCGACGACUUCUUCGCGCCCGGCGCCCCCCUCAAUGGCAGCGCCGCCCCCGCCAGCCGACCCAGCGGCCGUGUCUCUGCUCCGCCCCUCGCCUCAGACCCCUUCGCCGCCCGCGCAGACUUCAAGCCCAAGCCCAGCGCCGCCAACAACAACGACACGUGGGCCGCCUGGCCCAACGACAACUGGGCCGCCGACGACGCCUGGGCGCAGCCCGCGCAGACCACGCGCUCCGCCGACGCCUGGGCCUCCAGCAAGAAGAACACCAACACCACCACCGCCAGCGACUGGAAGACAGACAACUGGGCCAACAAGACAGACGACUGGGCGACGGACUGGGGCGCCACCGACGCCAACAAGAACCUCAACGAGACCUGGCCUACUACGAACACGUUGCCUUCCAAGAAGGAGAAGUCGCCGCGGCCUGUGAAAUAUGCCAAGUCUCUUGUACACACGAUAGGUGGUAUCGGGCGGACGAAGCAGAAGGAGAAGAAGCAGAAGAACGCGGUGUCGGAGGGCGCCCUGCCCACGGAGGAGCAGCAGUGGGCGUGGGCGGCGGCGGAGUCGCGGCGCCUGCAGGCCGAGGCGGAGGCGCGGCGCCGCCAGGAGGACCACGAGCUGCAGCUCGCGCUCGCGCUGUCCAGGCAGGACAACUGACACUCACGAUACACGAACAUUAACUCACCACUCCAGCAUUCAUUGCAAACAUAUAUUUACGAGACUCAAUAAAUUCAAUGCGAAUUCUCUCAAACAAGACACGAGAUGUCACGCAAAAUUGAUAACCGCUGGUCUUUCUAGAUCUAAGCCUUAUGCUGUGCAGAUGACGUAUUUUGGCUAGUCUGAAGUUAGCUUUGUAACUUCAGACUGGUGAAGAUACAUGGUCAAAGUAUACGUUCGUUAUAAUUUAGGUAAAUCGUUCAGCAUUCCAAUUUAGGACGGCACGAGUCGUCGGUUAUGUAUAAACAUACAUAUUGCAUAUCGCAAGAUUCCUAUGAUCUAUCCAUGGCAGUUAUAAGUCCAUCUUUCAAUAAAUAGAAUCAAAAGCAAAUGUGAUUGUGGUAGGAGAAUGGGUCAUUCUGUACAGAACCUUUGAAGGAAGUUGGUUUGCUCUAGUUGGUAAAUAAUCUUAUUUUGAUAAUGCACAAUGACUAUAAUGCUUUUUGUGCGAGAUGUAAUUUGAAAAUUAAUCCGUAGAAAUUGCAAAAAAAAAAAACUGCGUAAUUCACAAUUCAUCCGUGUAAAAAUUAAUUAAUAACAUUUUUACCAACUGCUUACAAACCAAUUGAUAUACAAAUUGUUUUACUAGUCAAUUUGAUUACUGCAAGUUGGGGUCUCGAUCAAACGGUGAUGUCUGGGCGUGUAUAUUAAUUCCUGCUGCGUUUGUGAAUCGGACAGUUUAAGCAUUGACCGGGUAAAGUGCGGAAUGCUCAAGUAAAUAGGCGAAGUCGCAUGACAGGAUCAUAUCACAAAGUUUAGGCUUAGCAUGUAUAGAAAACGGGUAGUUUAUGUCAGUUGGUAAAACCAUACUGCCUGUACCCGGCCAAUUACUUAAAUACCCGAUUCAUUAACGUAGAAAAAUCUUAAUUAUAAAUAAAUUAAAUAUAAAAGUGUAAUAUAUUGUUGUCUGCAAUUGAGGCCUAAUAGCUUCCUCACUAUACUGUAUAGUCUGUUAGUUGUAACUAUAUCGCGUUGUGACAGGCUCGGGCAAUAUGCACAUUGCUUCGUCAACGUUACCCGGCAAUGUACACAUUGUCCUGAAGCCUGUCGGUACACAGGCGAGUAAACUUCCCUCAUUAUAAUAAAGUUCUUAAGAGUGGGUUGUUCCUCGCUAAAUGAGAUUCUCGUGUGAAUGUUCAAACGUUACAAAGAGGCGACAAUAUACUCGUAACCUCUUUAAUGCUCCCGUAUUAUAGUAACGUGCCACACGAAACUGGUCCUUAUUAAUGUUACAUUAAGGUCUGCUAUUUAUUUCUCCUUAAGGCUUGCCCCCAUUUGAGUAUUGGUCCAAAUAGAGCCGAAAAGCCAAAGAAAAGGAAAGAAAACUUGAGUUUUUAUAUUUAUUUGAAAUUAUUUGAUAGCAAAAGACUAUAAAAGGCUCAUUAUUAAAUUGCUUCAAUUAUAAAUUAUUAAAAUUCAUCGACUGUAUAAUCUGAAAAUGUUCUUACCUCAUGAAUGCGACACUUUCCUAAAAUGUUGCAUCUUUACAUUGCUAUGUAAGACUGGUGUCAUAUUGGGGACAAUGUUGCCAGACUAAAUGAACCCAGUGAAUAAUUGAACUGCGACUUAAACAAAUAUUAAAUGAUGAAGUGCUAAAUUGUUUUUGUGUGUCCGUCGCCAGUAUGAGACUAGAGUGAUACCCUGUCGGUACUUGUAUAUUAAUAAUCGCGCUGUAAUAUUAUUCCGCGUUAAUUUUAUUGUUUAUUUUGUAUAAAUAGAUUAUUAUUGCCGCGUAUCUGUGAUAUUGAUUUUAAAAUAUUUUUUUGUUGUGUAAUAUUUCUUUUUUAUUAUGUAUUUUGCAACUUAAUGUCAAUGUCACAGAUAUUUUUUGUGUUUUGUAUAGAAGGAUGUGUGUUGUGUGUAUAAAUUCCACUGUGAGGGUGUUUGUAAAGUACAACAGGUUUGUGCAGGUUCCGAGCGUCUGUUAUUAUGUUAAUUAUUAUUAUUUUAUAAUUAUGUUGGCAGUAUACACUACGUAUGCGGGUAUGUACGGUCGCGACUAGAGUCCUAUAAAGUCAUUUUCACUCUCACGAUUAUUUAUGACUAUAGAAAAUCGUGAAAAUGAAAAGAGUAGCCUGGGGAAGGAAAGAUAGAAAAUGCUGGAUUAUAAUAUUAAAUAUUAAAUAAUAUUAAUGUUUCAAAUUUUGAAACAUUAAUGAUAGAAGAGUGUCGCAACAUACUCAAAAUGAGCCUUUGAGUGCUACUUAAAAUGCAGCAAAAAUCUUUGAUAGAUGAGAGUAACAUUAACCCUUACUACUCAUAAAAUUGCAAACUACUAAGUUGUGUACAAUUUGGUGUGAUUGAAAAUAUAAUUUCCUUUAUAAUCUUUAAUUUCAGAGCAUAUUCUCUUCGGUAGUGCCUUUCUCUAACUCUACUUAUUAUCGUUGUAGCUUCCUCGUCGGCAAAUGUACAUUCAGCGUAUUUAAAUGUACGGAGUCAUUUAUUAAAUUAUCAACUUUAAAAAAUCUUCCAAAAAAAAUGAAAAAAUGUUUUUAAGCUUCAAAAUUCAUAAACUUUCACGUGGCGGGUUCGUGGGGUUACAAAAAUUAAAAAGCUACCAAAAUGGUAGAAUUAAUUUAGCUUGUAACAAAUGGAUAGCUGUAGUGACGCAUUGUCUUUGCUUCGUGCGCACGGGCGGCGCCGCUCCGAUACAAUAACUAUUAUAGUUCACCCGCUUGCCGAGACAUUUGCCUUCAAAAAAACCUAAAAAAAAAUUCAUCGCGAAAACUUAUGACUACAUUAAAAUGUCUCCGCAAGCAACCGAUAGUAUAAGAUAUAAACUAAUAAUGUAUGUAAUUGUAAACUAAACGUGUAACUAUUAAAUACCGAUAUGUUUAUUGGUAUUAUCCUAAUGUUGUUAUCUCUUUCUUAGGCGCUGUUGUUUGUGGCUCGGCGGAGCGCGGGACACCAAGCUUUACAUUCUAUUGUAUAUUUUGUCCAUAUUUAUAUAUUUUGGUAGUAGAUGUGAAUAUUUUAAUAUGCAGAUUGUUUACAUAAUCAUAUUGCGUUGUUGGGAUCUAAAGAGAUGUCUAAAUAAAUUUAGCGGCAGUCAAUUAUUUCUUGUAUAUUUGUGUAUGUUGUAGUAACGUGUCCGCGCGUUCCGACGACCCGUGUCUGUUAUCAAGUAUACAUUAUAAAGUACGUACCUUUCAGUGAUAGCCGAAUAAAAAACUUAUCUUUAAAUCUCAACGUUGAAGUGUAUAUGUGUAUUUAAAGCUAAAAUGAAGUAAAUUUGAUAAAAAAUACAGGUUAAUGUAAGCUUAAGUCGGUAGUGACGGUGCGCGGUGCAACACCCUCGGGAUCUAGUCACACAGACUGCCGUGUCCUGGUUUCAUACGUUAGUUAGUAACACACGAAUUGAUACAGCUACGAUAUAAGUGAGUGCUCAUGUAUACCCGCUCAGUAUUAUCCGGGACCGCGCGCCUUAGCUUGUUAGUGUAGCGGGGGUUAUGCCGAGUGUAGGGAAGGUUACGGAGACCAAGCCGGCUCGGAGGCAUGUUGUCUAGUGUGCUCUAGCGUAGGACACGUUGUUGGUAGCGCCCCGAACACGUAGUGCCCCGACCGUUGACUCAUUCCCAUCGUUGUUGUAACUAAUCUAAUUAAUAUUGUAACGCAAAUAACGUUAUUAUUGAUAAAGUCGGUGUACGCUGUCGUUAUAUAUGAUUAGCAAAUUAUUCACUGCUUUUUGUAUGUGCAACGAAUAUAUAAGUAUGUUUUCUAUUGAUAUUUUCCUGGCUGUUUCUGUGAAACAGGUUUUGUAUAAUUUGUGGGCUGCGGCGCUGUUCGCGCUACGUCUCAGGUGGAACUUAUUAUUUGUGUACAUUACGUGAUGUGAGCUGUCUUUGUGAAACUCUUGUUAUCUGUUACAAAUAUUUAUCAUAAUCUUUAUGAACGUUAUUUUUUGUUGAUGUUUCUAUAAACGUUUUGGCGUCGCUUGACUAAACGACCGUCACUUAGAUUCAUAUCUUUAGGAGAACAGAGAAUAAUUAUAUUGUCUGUUCUGUUCCGAGUGUACUGUUUGUUAUAUUGUGGUAGCAACUGAAGUAUAUAAUGCAAAUUAAUGCUAACUAGUUAUCAUAGUACAAUAUCUCAUAUCACGAUUUCUUUAUUCGGGGGAUGUAUAAAGGAUUGUUCUGACGGUACAAUAACUAUCUUAUAAUAAUCAAAUUCUUGUGAUUUAGCGUCGUAUUUAUAUCGUAUUUAUGUAAACGAGGCCUUUCGCUGUGUUGUCAAAGCGGUGUCCGUAGUGUAGUGGAACGAUUGCUUUGAUAGACACAUGUGUGAAGGCCUUUAGAUUUGUUCGUAUCUGGCGAGUUGCUGCGGUUUGUCGAGUUAGGUAUACUAAUGUAACGGGAACACGCGUAUCUUGUCUGUCGUUGCCAUGGCAACCGGCGCAGCCACAUAUCGCCUCAUCGCCUCAUAGUCUACUCGGUGCGUCUUCACUUUACUUGGCGCUAUUGUAAAACGACUGCAUUUUUUUACUACAAUUUUAUUUUAUACUCGAAACUGAUUUAAUACUGUUCAACAAUAAGCUUAUAAAGUAAAUAUAUAAUUGUUUAAUGCACUUUGUUCUAGUAAAAUGCAAGAAUAGAAAAUUCUACUAAAUAGGUAACUUAUAUUGAUUAUAAUAAAAUUAAAUAAAUGUUAAUAUAUAAAGUAAAAGUUGUGUACGUUUGUAUUAAUAUAGCGUGUACGACCAAAUAUUUUAUUCACUGUCAGUACUCCGAGGUUGCGAUGUUGAUUGUGAAGUAGACGGUAGAUGCACUAACUACACGACCUAAUGCUAUUUGUAUCAUUUCUUGGCUGUGUUUUGUUGCGACAUUUCUGUUUCUACUGCUGCUAUGGAAAUUUUUAAAUGUUUAUACUGGUCACGCUGGCCACUUUCUGAGGCGCCAACUGGCGUUCUUAUUUUGAAUUUGGGAAUGUAAACUCCAGUACUUAAAGAUGGCGCGUAAGUGUUAGGAAGUGGCCGUGUGCUGAUCACAGAAUGAUUAUAAAUGAUUGUAUUGUAAUAUGUAUUUGUUGUGAAAUGAGUUGUAUGUGUGAGGCAGUUCGGUAUCAGGUCGUGCAUUCGUCAUUACCCGCUGACAUGUAUUCACUGUAUGAAACUAUGAUAUUAUAUUAAUAUGAAAACAAACAAUUCCUGAGAUAAUAAAAAAGGAAAAUAUUAUAAA
This is a messenger RNA of Helicoverpa zea (corn earworm), 8302 nucleotides long. It is a transcript of the gene Eps-15, whose product is annotated as epidermal growth factor receptor substrate 15. Gene Ontology annotation, molecular function: calcium ion binding; cadherin binding. Gene Ontology annotation, biological process: endosomal transport; endocytosis. NCBI's taxonomy places the organism in Eukaryota, Metazoa, Arthropoda, Insecta, Lepidoptera, Noctuidae. Bases 48 to 3068 code for a protein of 1006 amino acids. The transcript is spliced from 17 exons. Gene Ontology annotation, cellular component: cytoplasm; plasma membrane; clathrin coat of coated pit. The record is from RefSeq and is a predicted model, not a curated record.